GCGGGGGACCGUGGCCUCGGGUCGCGCGCGCAGCGGCGCGCACGUGACACACCCCUCCCGCCCGCCCGGGUGCCUGGCUUCCUCCGCCCCGCGCCCACAGUGCCUCAGCGUCGCGCGCCCAGCGGAGCCCAGCCCGGCGGCCGGAGCGGCAGCGCCACACCCCCCUUGCCGGAGCCGGGCAGCCGAUGGCGUUCUCUCCCGUGGCCGUGGACUCGGAGGUGUCGCCGGAGCCGGGCGGCAGCGGGAACCCCGGCCGGGAGGCGGACGGAGAGCUGGAGCUGUUGCCGUGGCUAGGCGAGAGGCCGGUGCCCGGGCACCGCCUGAAGGAAGUGAUGGGCGCGUCUUUGGCGUCUCUGUGCCUCGGCCCCCUCGCAGGACCGCAGCGCCUCGGGACCCUUGUGGAUUGCCUGGUGCUGAACUAUCGCCUGCGCCUGGGGCUGAGCUGGAGCCGGGAGCGCGGGGCCGCGGCCGCGGGGCCGCUGCGCUGCUGCGGCUGCGGCAGGUUCCUGGCCGAGCCGGUCACCGUCCCGUGCGGGCACACCUACUGCCGCCGCUGUCUCCGGAGGCAGCUGCGGGCCCGCUGCCGCCGCUGCCGGGACUGGCUGUUGCCGCCGGGGGACACCAGCACGGCCGCUGCCCCGCUGCGGACCAGCGUCGUCCUUAGCCAGCUGGCCGAGAAGUGGUUCCCGAGCGAGAGCGAGAGGGCGAGAACCGCGACCCGGCUGGAGGAGCUGCUGGCCCAGGGCCGCUUCCGAGAGGCGCUGGGCGCCGCCAGCCAGGCUCUGCGAGCAGAUUCCAGUGACUUGAUGCUAAGAGUCUACCGAGCCGAGUCCUAUGUUGGUCUGCAGGAACAUAAAACAGCCAUAGAAGAUCUAAAUGUUGUUAUUUCUAAGAUGCCAAAUUGGCCAGAGGUCUACUUCCGCAAAGGAAAAGUGCUGCAAGACUCUGGCUUUGUAGGUGAUGCCUUACAACUGUUUCUCCAGUGCUUAGCCCUUGAUGAGGACUUUCUUCCAGCCAGACAAGAAGUAGAAAGGACACUGUGUGAUGUGCUGUCUCCAGAGAAGUUAGGAGAGAGUCUGAAGGAAUCCGUUUGGAAUUCACCACAUAUUCGAAGCAAAUCCUCCCUGCUUGGGUCUGAGGUGAUUGACUCUUACUGCAACUCACAGCUUUGUCCUGAGCAGACUUUAGGAGGGGCAGGUGAGCUGGAGCCUGUCGGUGGAAGCUUAAGUCGCGCACAGUCUGCCCAUGCUCUUAACUCAACAAAAGACCUUGCCAAGGAGGAUGGCUUAAAGAGGGUGUCUUCUGAGCCCCUGCUCUCUGGCCAAGAAAAAGGGGCUUUGUUGAAAAGAAAGCUUUCCUUCUCGGAGCAGGAUACAGUUCUGUGUGAAGAUGGAAGAAACAAACACAAAAAGCAAGGAGAAAGUACCAAAAGGGACUUGGAUUUGGGAACAGUCCCAGGGGAUUUGAUCGAUGUGUCAGAUUUUGAGUGCUCUCUAUGUAUGAGGCUGUUCUUUGAGCCAGUGACAACCCCCUGUGGACACACGUUUUGCAAAGGUUGCUUGGAACGGUGUUUAGACCACGCUCCUCAUUGUCCCCUCUGCAAGGAGAGCCUGAAAGAGUACCUUGCAAGCAGAAAAUACAGCAUAACAGAACUGCUGGAGGAACUAAUCAUGAAAUACUUGUCUGAGGAAUUAUAUGAAAGAAAAAGAAUUCAUGCUGAAGAAACUGCUGAACACUCAAACUUGACCAAGAAUGUCCCAAUGUUUGUUUGCACUAUGGCAUAUCCUACUGUGCCUUGCCCUCUGCACGUCUUUGAGCCAAGAUACCGCCUGAUGAUCCGCAGGAGCAUGGAGACCGGCACCAAGCAGUUCGGGAUGUGCAUCAGUGAUCCCCAGCACGGUUUUGCAGAUUAUGGAUGCAUGCUGCAGAUCAGGAAUGUUCAUUUUCUCCCUGACGGACGGUCCGUGGUUGAUACAGUUGGUGGGAAGAGAUUUAGAGUCCUACAGAGAGGGAUGAAAGAUGGGUACUGCACUGCAGACAUCGAGUACUUGGAAGAUGAGAAGGUUGCUGAUGAAGAAGAGCUAAAGAAGCUGAGAGAGCUCCACAAUUUGGUUUACAGUCAGGCCUGCAGCUGGUUCCAAAACCUAAGGAACAAAUUUCGCACUCAGAUCCUUCAGCACUUUGGGCCAAUGCCUGACAGGGAGGAAAAUAUACAGGCCAUGCCUAACGGCCCUGCUUGGUGCUGGUGGCUCCUAGCUGUGCUGCCAGUGGACCCCAGGUACCAGCUGUCUGUGCUCUCCAUGAUGUCUCUGCGGGAGCGUCUGAUCAAGAUCCAGCACAUCCUCACCUACUUCUCCCGAGACCAGUCCAAGUGACUAACCGCCCGCGUCUUCCACCGCCCGGACUCGCUGCUGCUUGUAGUAGCAGCUGGAGUGUUUGCUGCCUUUGCACAUCUGGCGCUGCUUCGGGCAGUCUGAUGGAGCUGCGUUCUCUCUCCUCCCCCCUCCUGGCUCCCUGCCCCGGGGGGCUCUUUGAAUGCACACUUUGCUCAGCGACAGAGG
Dryobates pubescens (Downy woodpecker) is the source of this 2561-nucleotide messenger RNA. RefSeq names its product LON peptidase N-terminal domain and ring finger 1 (gene LONRF1). The transcript has 12 exons. Gene Ontology annotation, molecular function: protein binding. Lineage: Eukaryota; Metazoa; Chordata; Aves; Piciformes; Picidae. The record is from RefSeq and is a predicted model, not a curated record. The coding region runs from base 186 to 2375 and encodes 729 amino acids.